This is a messenger RNA of Clarias gariepinus (North African catfish), 1901 nucleotides long. Its product is annotated as leukocyte elastase inhibitor-like. Gene Ontology annotation, biological process: negative regulation of endopeptidase activity. The record is from RefSeq and is a predicted model, not a curated record. The transcript has 6 exons. Lineage: Eukaryota; Metazoa; Chordata; Actinopteri; Siluriformes; Clariidae. The coding region runs from base 248 to 1393 and encodes 381 amino acids. Gene Ontology annotation, molecular function: serine-type endopeptidase inhibitor activity.
UUUAGAUCUUUUAAGAUUUGUAGAUUAGUGUGAGUAUAAUGAAGUUUAGAUCUUUUAAGAUUUGUAGAUUAGUGCAUGAAAGCACUGCAGGGUGAUAGCUGGUUUGACAUAUUUUUUUCUUUUUUCUGAAAAUCCUUUUUUAAUUCAGUUUUUUUUAAAAUUACAAUAAACAAAGAUUUUUGUAUUCUGUGCCAUAUUUCAUAAUUCAAUUUAAAUCUGAAUGUGUUAAUAAUUGGAUUAAUCAAAGAUGGAGAGUUUGAGCCACGCUAAUAGCACCUUCGCCCUGGACCUGUACCGGGCCAUAAGUGCAGAAAGCCCGAAUGGAAACCUGUUUAUUUCCCCGCUGAGCAUCAGCGCCGCACUCAGUAUGGUCUACUUAGGAGCCAGAGGAGGGACUGCUGAGGAAAUGGCUCAGGUUCUGUCCUUCAGUUCAGUUCCUGAUGUUCACAUCAACUUCAAGACGCUCAACUCCGCUAUUAACAGUCCCAAAGCCUCCUACAUCCUUCGACUGGCCAACAGGCUUUAUGGAGAGAAGACUUUCAAUUUCUUAUGUGAAUAUGUGGACUCUACUCAAAAGUUGUACCGAGUUGACAUACAGGCAGUAGACUUUAUUGGAUCAUCAGAAGAGUCACAGAAGAUCAUCAACCAGUGGGUAGAGGAAAAGACUGAGGGUGAAAUCAAAAACAUUUUGCAGCCAGGGACAAUCACAAAAAUGACUCGACUUGCCCUGGUAAAUGCGAUUUAUUUCAUGGGCAGAUGGAAGCAUGUGUUUUGUAUUAGAAACACUAAAAAUAUGCCCUUCAAGAUAAACAAGAAUGAAACAAAACAAGUGCAGAUGAUGUACCAGAAGAAGCAAUUCCUCUACAACUACAUUGAUGAGUACAAGCUGCAGGUCCUGGAUUUGCCAUAUUUAGAUGAGGAACUCAGUAUGGUGGUGCUUUUACCUAAGGAGUCUGUGGAUAGCUCAGACACACUUCAAAAGCUGGAGAGUGAACUUACAGUGGACAAGCUGAGAGAGUGGACAAAUCCAGAGAAGAUGGACAGAUCAGCUGAUAUUGUUGUCCAAUUUCCUAAAUUUAAGCUGGAAGAGCAGUACUCUUUGACGGGUAUCCUGAGUAAAAUGGGCAUGAGCUCUUUAUUUCAGGAGGAUGCUGCAGAUCUGACAGGCAUGAGCAACCAUGAAGGCCUUUUUGUGUCUUCGGUGACCCACAAAGCUUUUGUAAAGGUUAAUGAGGAAGGCACAGAGGCAGCAGCUGCAGCCAUAUGUGAAAUGGUUCUACAGUGUCGUAGACCAGUGAAGCACUUCCUGGCAGACCACCCCUUCCUAUUCUUCAUCAGACACAACCCAACUAAAAGCAUUCUCUUUUUUGGGAAGUUCAGAGGCCCUCAGUAGGGAUCUACUGUACAAACCAUAAAAAGCAAUGCUUGUAAGUCUUUAUCAAUAAAAAUGAACACUACGCUCAAAUAAUUAGUGAAAUAUAUUUGAAAGGCAAUGAGGGUGCAUUUGGAUUUUUGGACUUUUGGAGAAAAUUGAGCAGAGUUUCUAAUGUGGUUUAACCUGUGUAUAUUAUGUUUAUGUAUGUUCAUGUCAGUACUCAGUGUGGUACAAUUUGUUGCUGAGCUGCGCUGAGGAAUGCAUUAUUAUACCUAUGAGGAAAAUAAUCCAUUUAAUUAAAAUACUUAUAUCUAAAACAACAAGUGUGUUUUUCAAACUGGCUAAAACCUUGUUAUGCUGAUGAUGUAAUGAUUCUGUUAAACUUUUUUUCACCAUAGUUAAAUCUUUUUCACCAAGGUAAAUGUAAUCCCACUAAAACAGAUGAAAUAAAAACUGAUAGUUUAAAACCUCUUUAGAAAGUACAGCUGAUCAUGACUCAUUAAUUUUAUGUACUCAGUCUGCAAGA